This is a messenger RNA of Penaeus vannamei (Pacific white shrimp), 1452 nucleotides long. The record is from RefSeq and is a predicted model, not a curated record. Lineage: Eukaryota; Metazoa; Arthropoda; Malacostraca; Decapoda; Penaeidae.
UUGGCUUUCACGGACACUUCAGCACAAUUGGCAUGUACGGGCACUCCUGCGGGCGAUUGACAGAAAGCAAAGUAUAUACUGUGUAAAUGGAAAGAAUCAUUCGUAAUUUAAUGUACAAAUAAUGAGAAAAGGAAAGUUUGUCCGCGUACAUCGAGAGAGAAAGAGAGAGAUAGAGAGAGCAAGGGAUGAGAGAGUUGCAAAGCAAUAUCUCAUGCAGUUACCAAACGGAUACCUGAAACCGCGACCUAACCGGCCUUCUCGCCACGAAGCAAGACGAUAGUGUAAACGGUGACCGCGCCGCAGCCGGGCGGAGUGUGAUUCAUCGGAACUCUCGCGGCGAAACGUUGGUGGAGACAGAAAGCGCUUCUGGUCUCUCUCGUUCGGAGUUCUCUCUACUGGGGAACCAAGGGAACAACCACGUCAGUGAACAUCUUAAUAGUACCAUCAGGUAACCCUGUCAUGAGCGAGGCGAGCCUUCGGCAGAUGCGAGCCCAACAACAGCAGCAAUACUUCCAGCAGAGGAGUCAGCAGCCACAAGCCAUGCGAAGACUCGAGGUGACGGAGAUGAAGACGGUGAAGUGGGCGAUGUCCCUGGCGGUGGUGAGGGAGGCGUACCGGACCUUCGCUGAGAAGCUGCCGAAAGUGAAGGGCAUUCCCAUCGUCGGCUGGAUGGUCGUCCUGACGGAGAUGGUCUUAGUGUGGUGGUGGACUUUCCUCCACAACCUGCCGUGGCCUGCUCUCCUCCUGGACCUCUUGGCGACGGGGGAUUCCUUCACCUUCAGGAUUCUGGACUUCCUGCAACAGAGGCUAGAGUGGUGGACGGACGCGUGGGGUGUGCGGUUCAUGUGGCUGCGCGAGAGCGUUGAGAUCAGCGUGGACAAAGGGAUCACGGUGUUGGACGGUUACUUCGGGAGACUUCAGGACUGGGUCUUGUACUUGUUCGAUGCCCUGCUGACUCCUGUUCGAUAUGCCUUCAAGCUGGUUGACAGCUACUCUCGGUCAGUGACCUUCAGACAGACGGUGCUGAAGGAGGACGGAGAGAGGCGGAUGUCAAGAAAGAACUUCGAGACUGAGGACGAGGAAGACACCGAGGGCUGGGCGGAGGAGGACUACCUUUCCGACCACAGCGCGUCGAGCUCCAAGAGGGUCGCCAGGAAGGACAAGCAAGGCCACCCUUGCUCCAGAGCCAAUAUGACCCCCGAGGAGAAGCUAAGAGCCGCAACGUACCAGCGAGUCAGGCGAGAAAUAAGACUCAUGAGGAAACAUUCCGUCAGGUUCUCCAGAGGCAUCGUGAGUGCGGACGACCUCUCCGUCUCGGCUUGUCGUGGCUCUAGAGGCCUCCGCUCCCGUAGUUCGGUGGAGGCGGAAGUCUGUGUAGUGUGUUGGGGUAGCUGUCCGUUGCUUACAUGCGCUUUGGGUGUAUCUAGAUGUAUAUAAUCUCAAAUGGAACGC